AUGAGUCCCAAUCCCUCGUGGUUGCGGAUCUACGACGAGGCAGCCAAAGACCUCUUCAGCCACGACCCCAAACUCGAAGUGCUACUCGAAGAUGACAAGUGCCCGUUUGCCCACGAAGCCGGCGUUUUCAUUCCUGAGGAAAACUGCCUUUUCGUGACGAGCAACCAGUACCAGCACCCUGCUACGGGAAAAACCCACAUCCACGUCUCGCGCAUACAGCUGCCUGCGGAUGCCACCAGGACCGACGCAAAGUACGCCGAGGUCAACGUCAAAAACGUGCACAUGGCCAAUGGCGGCGUAAACUAUCAAGAUGGCAUUCUAUUCUGUUCGCAGGGCACACUCGAUACACCCGGCGGCAUAGCCUACAUGCGCUGUUCAAAUCCCCUUUCCUCGUCAUCUACUGUUACUACUUACGAAGCCAAACUUCUCGUCAGCGACUUCCACGGCCGCCCCUUUAACUCGCCUAACGACGUCGUUGUGCACUCUGACGGCUCGAUCUGGUUCACAGACCCCAACUAUGGGUUUGAGCAGAAGAUUCGGCCCAAGCCUAGACUGCCGAAUCAGGUGUAUCGGUUUGAUCCUGCUACGGGGGGUAUACGCGCUGUGGCGGAUGGGUUUGGGAGGCCGAAUGGGAUUUGUUUUAGUCCUGAUGAGAAGGUUGUGUAUGUGACGGACACGGAUUGGAUUCAUGGGGAUGGGUCGACGGAUGAUGCGAGGGUGUCGCAUAUAUAUGCGUUUGAUGUGCAGACUUACUCUGGCCAACCGUUUUUGACUAACCGACGGCUAUUUGCCAUGGCCGAUACUGGUGUUCCCGAUGGCAUCAAGUGCGAUUUGGAUGGCAAUGUCUACAGUGGAUGUGGAGAUGGACUGAACAUCUGGUCUCCCGGUGGUGUUUUGCUGGCAAAAGUCCUGGUUGACGGCGGUGUCGCCAACUUUUGUUUCGGUAAAGACGGACAAGUCUUCUUGCUGAACGAAACCAAGCUGUGGAGACUGCAGUUGCACCAACGCUGCAAAGGCGCGUUAUUGAAACUUUGA
Bipolaris victoriae FI3 is the source of this 1035-nucleotide messenger RNA. RefSeq lists its product as hypothetical. The record is from RefSeq and is a predicted model, not a curated record. The transcript has 2 exons. Lineage: Eukaryota; Fungi; Ascomycota; Dothideomycetes; Pleosporales; Pleosporaceae. Bases 1 to 1035 code for a protein of 344 amino acids.